This is a messenger RNA of Blumeria graminis f. sp. triticale, 1269 nucleotides long. Lineage: Eukaryota; Fungi; Ascomycota; Leotiomycetes; Helotiales; Erysiphaceae. The record is from the annotation of a GenBank genome assembly.
AUGAGCACCGCGGCCCCAAGUCCGUACGAAAUUCAAGUGCUGACUUCUCUCGAAACCCACGAGUUUGUAAAGCCGACUAAAAAGAUCAAUGACGAGCACGAUGUAUUAACCUUCCAUACCUCGGAAGCCUACCGUGACAUUUGCCUGCUUAUCUUGCAGCUGAACAUGGCCAUGUGCCCUCGAAAGCCAAAGUCUACUCUCGGAAAGUGUCAAACUUGGGAACUUGAUACACCCAUUGAGUUACAGCGACCAGUACGUCGAUUACAGCAAUUAUUGCAAAGAUGCAACGAAAUUAUUGACGAGGUGCCGCCCGACACUGGACCUCGAAGAUUUGGUAACGCGAGCUUCCGGAAAUGGCAUGAGAUCUUGGAACUGCGAGCCCGAAGUCUUUUGCAAGAAUAUCUACCGCCAUCAGUGCUUAAAUGUGGCAGCGGUAGUGGCAAUGGUGACGAUGGGAAGGUUUCUGUUCUUGAUGAACUGACGCCUUAUUUCAUGGGUAGCUUCGGCAGCUCACAACGGCUGGAUUACGGCACUGGACAUGAGCUGAGCUUUCUGGCAUUUUUAGGAUGUAUAUGGAAGCUUGGUGGCUUUAGUGAUGAAGAAGCAGAGACUAUAACUACAUCGCGGAAUAUCGUGAUUGGCGUGAUGGAGCCCUAUUGGCGUGUAAUCCGACGACUUAUCUUGACUUACACUCUUGAGCCGGCUGGGUCUCAUGGAGUGUGGGGCUUGGAUGAUCAUUCAUUCAUUCCGUAUAUAUUUGGCUCAUCUCAGUACUGCCCUGCUAUUGAUGAGAACGAAACGAUGCCAGAAGAGGGCUCGUAUCCAGAUACGCCAAGCCCGACCAGCAUUUCCAAGAAGCCUAUUGUAGAUAUAGAAAGAGAGCGCAACAUGUUUUUCUCAGCUGUAGGCUUUAUAAAUGAUGUCAAGACGGGACCAUUUUGGGAGCACAGCCCGAUGCUAUUCGACAUAUCUGGUAUACGCGCUGGCUGGGGCAAAAUCAACAAGGGCAUGAUAAAAAUGUACAACGCAGAAGUUCUAUCCAAAUUUCCAGUAAUACAGCAUUUUCCAUUUGGCUCAUUGUUUAGAUGGGAUCAGGAGCUACAAAUAGAGGCUACCAAUACACGGAGCUAUCGGCCAAACAUAUUUCGAAUGGAAGCAAGCAAGGAACCUCGUGCUCACGGCUUGUCGCAAACCGACAAGCAGACCAAUGUAGCAGCAACAUGGGUGUCUCCUGCGGUAAGCCGAGCAGGAGGAAGACAAAACUACUAG